Solea solea (common sole) is the source of this 1939-nucleotide messenger RNA. RefSeq names its product ankyrin repeat and sterile alpha motif domain containing 4B (gene anks4b). The coding region runs from base 378 to 1658 and encodes 426 amino acids. Gene Ontology annotation, molecular function: protein binding. NCBI's taxonomy places the organism in Eukaryota, Metazoa, Chordata, Actinopteri, Pleuronectiformes, Soleidae. The transcript has 2 exons. The record is from RefSeq and is a predicted model, not a curated record.
UUCGAUUUUACUUUUUGGGCAAUUUAAAUCAUCAUAAUAGUCAUUUUUAGGCUGUUUCUUAUGUACAUGUGUUUGUUACAAGUCGUGUUUAUAGCUGUAAAAUAGUAAAGGAUGCAUAUGUUCCCUCAUAAUUUGCUCAUGAGUAAAUGUGGUUUUGUGAAUGUCUCUUUGCAUUAUUAGAGGCUCUGAAAGUAAGUGAUGACGCAGUGAUGGUGUUUUAAAGGAAAAUGCUGUGGCUGACAGCUCUGCGCUGGACUUUGCUUUUGUUUUAUGGCUCUGAGCUGCUGAUAUAUGUUGACGCCCAGUGAGCACUUUGUUUGCUCGGGUCUGCUGUUGUGUCAGUCUGUGCGUCUGCCCGGAGAAGGCUCUUGUUCGAGAUGUCUCGGUACCACAAAGCGGCAGUCGAUGGCUACUUGGACCUGCUGAAGGAGGCCACAAGGAGGGACCUGAACAUUGCGGAUGAAGAUGGCAUGACUCCCACUUUACUGGCUGCUUUCCAUGGACAUGUUGAUGCUCUCCAGCUCAUUUGCAGCAGAGGAGGAGACCCCAACAAGAGCGACAUCUGGGGAAACACGCCGUUGCACCAUGCUGCAGCGAACGGCCACAUGCACAUCCUGAGUUUUCUGGUCAACUUUGGUGCCAACGUCUUUGCCCUGGACAAUGAAUUCCACACAGCAAUGGACGUGGCUGCCUCUCGCGACCGCAUGGACUGCGUGCGCUUCUUAGACACUGCCGCGUCACAGCAGACCAACCAGAAUCCCAAGAAGGUCGCCACUCUGAAGAAGGAGGCUGUCAAGGAAGCAGAGAAACAAGUUAAACUCUGUGAGAAGGUGAAGAAGAAACACCAGAGCAAGAUGGAGAAAAUGCACCAUGGAGCAGGCAACACUGGGACUGUGUCAGAGGCCAGCAUGGCGUCAUCCUUCUCAAAUGGUGGUACCAUGUCUGGCAUCAGUGAACAGUUCUCCGAGCUUAAGGUUAAAUCUGGCUCAGUUAAAAGCGGGGUGAUAGGCACUCUCCAAAAGAAGCUUGGAAGGAAAGACAAAGGCACACUGCAGAGACCAGAAGGGAAUGGGAAUGUUAUUUUUCUCAAGCCGGAGAACAGAACAUUGGAGAAGCCAGAGUUUCUGGAUGUCUUCAGUGAGCAUGAUGAAAACAUGUUUGAUGAGGAAGGAAUGGGGGAAUGUGACGAUGGUGAAGAAUCAGGUGAAGUCAAACAGUCUAUCUUCAACCGUCCUGGUCUUGGAGGUCUGAUUUUCAUGAAGAAGAUGGAGUUGGAGUCAGAUGAUGUGCCCAGGGGGAACGAUGAGAACCUUGGCUACCUCGUUCAGAACAUGUUUGAUGCAGAGGAGAUUGCUGAUGGCUACGAGGAGAAUGGGGACACUAAUCUGCCUUGGGAUCAGGAAGAUCUGGGUCUGGAUGAUGAUGAAAACGAUGAAACUUCUCCUCUGGAUGUUUUCCUGUCUGCUGUUUCCUGCCCAGAGUUUGCCCUCGCAUUUCACAGAGAGCACCUGGACCUGGAGGCGCUCAUGCUUUGCUCUGAUGAAGACCUGAAAAGCAUUCGCAUCCAGCUUGGCCCCAGGAAGAAGAUCCUGGAAGCUGCUGCUCGCAGAAAGAACACGCUGGAAGCUCCUGGACUCAUGAAGGACAGCUGCUUGUGAUCCAAAAAAGCAUGAACAGAGAUUUAUAUUCCUACAUUUAACUUAACAUUUUCAUCUGUAUGUUUUGUAAAGAGAGAUUUUUGAUUUCUGUAUAAAAUCAUUCAGCAAAUCAUUGCACCAAAAGCAUAUAAAGUUGUUAAUAGAGGAUUGUGCACUGCUUUGUUUGUAAUGUCCAUGGCCUACGCAACAUGACAGGAGAGUCAGUGAUAGGCCACUGUCUGUAUGCCUGGAUGAAAAAGUAUGGAAUAAAAAGUAUCUAAAAUAAAAGAAUCUUACGUUUG